Molecule: messenger RNA, 2369 nt
Organism: Mycena citricolor
Lineage: Eukaryota; Fungi; Basidiomycota; Agaricomycetes; Agaricales; Mycenaceae
Source: the annotation of a GenBank genome assembly
CUCCCACAAGCUUGUUCGCCUCGUCGCACGCGCUCCCAACCCGUGCAUUCCGUGGGAAGAGAGAGGGGGGGGGUUGGUGAUACGUCUGCUGGCCGACAGGCGGCUUGUCCCUCCUUGUUGUCGUUGUCGCCCGAGAAGCCCAGCGAGGCCAACCGUUAUGCAUCGACUUGUGUCUGUCCGCCGCGCUUCAUUGCGCUUGGCGGACUGAUUGGCCACAUCGUGCACCCCAGGUUCUUCCUUGAUCCACAUAUGGGACUCGAGGCGAUAGCCCAGGGUAGAUCGACGGAUCCAGUAAUCGGCAUGGAUAAAAGGGUGCGUUGAGACUGACCCGGGUCUGCAUCCAUCUGGUAUCCACGAUGCUGGCUUUCGGCUUCCUCGCGCUCGCGCUGACCUUUGCGUCUGCCACGCCCGUCUUCGACACGCUCGUCCUGCACGAGCGCCGGGCGGCUGCUCCAGAGGGUUUCGUCGCGACGGGGUUGGCGCCAGCUGAGCAAACGCUCCAGCUGAAGCUCAACCUGGCGCAGAACAACCUCGCAGGGCUGGAGGCCCAGCUGCUCGCCGCGGCCACUCCAGGAAGUGCGACCUACGGACAGUGGCUGUCCAAGGACGAGGUCGACUCGUUCUCCGCUCCCACUGCGGAGACGACCGCCGCUGUGUCCGAGUGGCUUUCCUCGCACGGCCUGACGUCAACGACCCUCUCGCCCUCUGGUGACUGGAUCUCCGUCACCGUCCCCGUAUCCAAGGCGAACGAGCUGCUCGCCGCCAACUACCAUGUCUUCACGCACACCUCCAGCGGCACCGAGUCGAUCCGCACACUCGAGUACUCCAUCCCCGCGGCGCUAAAGGACCACAUCCGCGUCGUGACUCCCACAACGAGCUUCAGCGGCCCCCGUCCGCUUCCACCCGUGAUAUCUGUGGGAAACCCGAAGCCGCAGUCGCACGUGGUGCCGGUGUCCGACGCUGUCCCGGCGUCGUGCAAGAACACGAUGACGCCGACGUGCCUGCAGGCAAUGUACGCGAUCCCCACGACGCCCGCGACGAGCAAGGCCGGCUCGAUUGGUGUGGCCGGAUUCGGGGAUCAGUUUGCCAACAAGGCGGAUCUGACGCAGUUCCUCAAGGCACAGCGCCCUGACAUCAGCUCCACGACGUCGUUUGGCCUGACCUCGGUCGACGGCGGCACGAACUCACAGUCGUUGAGCCAGGCUGGCGUCGAAGCCAACUUGGACAUCCAGUACACCGUUGGCCUGGCAACUGGCGUCCCGGUCACAUUCGUCUCGGUGGGCACCACCAACAAGGACGGCGCGGAUGGAGGCUUCCUUGACAUCAUCACUGCGCUUAUCGCCGAGAGUGCCCCGCCUCAGGUCCUGACGACCAGCUACGGCUUCGACACCGAGGCAUCCCUCUCCAAGCCCCUGACGACUGCGAUGUGCAACUCCUACAUGCAGCUGACCGCUCGUGGUGUCUCCAUCUUGUUCGCGACUGGCGACGGUGGAGUUGCUUCGACUCCUGGUGUGUCGUGCUCUGGACGCGCGUUCCCCCCUACCUUCCCGACUUGCCCAUACGCCACUCUCGUCGGCGCCACCGCCGGUACUCCGGAAACUGGCGCUAGCCUCUCCGCUGGCGGUUUCUCCAACUACUUCCCCACCCAGUCUUGGCAACAAACCGCCGUCAGCGCGUAUAUCAAAUCGAUCGGCACCCAAUACGCGGGCAAAUACAACACAACCGGACGGGGGUACCCGGAUGUCUCGGCCAUCGGCCAGAGCGUGUCGAUUGUCGCGAGCGGCUCGACGGGCCUGGUCGACGGCACGUCCUGCUCCUCGCCCAUCUUCGCCUCCGUCAUCGGCCUGCUCAACGACCGUCUCCUGGCCGCCGGCAAGCCCGUACUCGGCUUCCUGAACCCGUGGCUGUACGCCAACCCGCAGAUGUUCAACGACAUCACGUCGGGCACCAACCCCGGCUGUGGCACGAACGGUUUCUCGGCCAAGGCGGGCUGGGACCCGGUCACCGGUCUUGGAUCGCCCAACUUCCCCGCUAUGCUGAAGGCGGCCGGCCUCUAGGUAGAGUUAUAUAAAUAGGCACUGAAUUGUGGAUUCUCUGUGUACACCGAGAGGUGUCUGUGUUGUCUUUUGAUCUGAGGCUCCGACAGUCCUGAUUCUUGGCGAGAAGCCCUCGUUGUGCGGGAUCGAGUGAUGGACGAUGGGGCCAUCGCAGCAAGACGAUCAAUCUCCGUCAUUGUUCCGCAUUCGUCCUGAAAUAGAGAUGACGACGCUCAUCAAAACCUUGUGAGCCUUGUUCUGGAGCCAAGCCUGCUGGGGUUCAGGACGGCCCAAAGCCAAAGUCGUGCUGACAGCAGCAAAUGACACACUUCC